Vitrella brassicaformis is the source of this 2097-nucleotide messenger RNA. The record is from the annotation of a GenBank genome assembly. Lineage: Eukaryota; Vitrellaceae.
UCAACACUGCAUACACAGGAUGGACGACACAUGCGACUGAUCCCCUGAUCCUCCACUUACCGUGACCUCCAGCUCGUUUUCGAGGACAUCGGGAAAUGCAUUGAAGUUGGUCACGGCCACGAAGUAAAUGCCCUCCGUCAGAACUGUCGAGACCUGGGCGUUCAAAUCACCGGGGGGGUCUCGAUCGUUGUUAACUUGGCGGCAUUGCUCAAACCGCAGCAAUCUGUAAAGAAACACGCAUUUCAAAUAAGCAUUUUACCCGCCUUAAGUGAGUUAAGUAUCUUACCGUUCAACAGCGCUAUAACUGGGUCAUUCUCACGUCUUGUUGUGUCGUCACCGCUCGUCUUUAUGGUCACUUGACCCGCCGAGGUAACAACGAUUCUAUAGAUUUGAGCAUCGAGAGAAGGGUUGAAGCACGGGAUAUAGCCUCGAACGCUGUGCAAAAAUGAGCACAUAUGCAUCCAGGCGUCACGUCGUUGUGAGCCGAAUGUUCGACUCACACGUUCUCACCGGUGGUGACAGGUAUCGGGUCGGUCGUGCCACUGGGGCAGGUGAUAGUUCUCGUUCCUGUUCCCUGGGCUGUCACCUGCGUACAUCACAUUAAUCUUCACACCACGUGAGUGAAUGCGUGCCUGCCUACCCAUGAGGAGCACACACCGGAGAGUUCCUGUCCCUCCUCACACUCUAGAAGAGACACGGUAUGCGUCACACACACAUCGGUCACCGACUCGUGCUAUUCGUUUCAUUGAUACCAGGAUAGAAGCAGUCGCCCUCCCAGAAGCAGCAGGAAUUGCCCUGCAUGCAGUGACAUAUUUCUGCCUACUGACUGGCGCAGGUCGCUGGAUGCCUUUCUCACCUUAGCGCACUCAUCCCGGCUGAGGUCUGACUGACCCAGCUGAGUACAGUCUCGCACGGCCCCCCACAAACUCAUCCGGCUCGCAUAUUCCGUCAUCCGGGCCGAAAUGCAGUCUCUCCUUCCCAUCCGGGUUGGCAUUCUUCUUGACGCCCUUGAGUUCCUCGACGAGCGCAUCGCUCAUGGGGUUGACAUCGACAUACAUCAGAAUGGGCGCCCCCUGCGAAGUCCCGCUGACGUACAACUGGGCGCAAACUCUUCCGUCGAAAUGAGCUGACGUCCUUCCCUAUCAGCCAAAGACAGAAAGACGUCACCAGCAGACAGAGACGCCGCCACCACGCAACACAAACAACAAAGCGGGUUGCCCCUGUCUGUCUGCGAGUGGAUAGGUCGCUUGUGCUGACCCACCCAAUCGGAGGGUCCCUUGUCCCCUUUUUCCUUGUUGCCCUUGUACUGCCUUAGGCUCGUGGCAAAUUGAUGGCACUCAAGUUGGCCUUGGCACUUGCCGUUGCCCGCCAGUGUCUUCUCUCGGCUGUCUGUCAUGGCCCAGGGGGAGGGCGCGUCGAACUCGAGCGACACGGGGCCCUCCUUCAAUGUCUUGGGCUUGGUAUCCGACGAGUCGACAGAGAAGGCCGCAGUCAUCUUCUUCUUCCUGUCAUACUCCAGCAAGGUGUAGCGCACGUGGCCCUUCAGAGCCUCAGGCCUCGAGUUGUCCGUCAGGACCGAAACUGACCAGUGCAAUAGACACGGCAGCAAUCAACACAGACAGACAGACAGUCCCACGCGUCGACCGCACAAGGGGCUUUACCGACCGAAGGUGAAGUCGCUCGUCACAGCCGGCGACAGCUUCAGGCUCAGAGGCUUGCCGGAGUUGAUAUCAAUGGGGGCUCUGGAUGAGGACACAUUCAUGAACCCAUCGCCUUUGCCUUGCCCUUCCAGGGGCACGUGGACAAAACCGCCCAGUACAUCAGCCGGACCUGCACACUCACACAGACAGGCAGAGAGGCCAUCACGCCCUCCCACCAUUCCACCAUUGUCGGUGGUAGGAGCCGUCGCCGCAUACCGUGUGUCUUAAGCUGCGCGGGAUUGACUUUGGUGCCGCAGGUCUUGGGGCCACUGACGGACCCCUUACUGAUCAAGUACUCGGUCGGCAUCCCGUCCUUCUGCAAGAAGCACUUCUUGUCGGCCGAAAAGGUGAAUGCCUUGCAAGCUGUGGUUGUCUCACACGCCGUUUGACAGGCCAU